Aspergillus tanneri is the source of this 1848-nucleotide messenger RNA. Its product is annotated as WD repeat protein. Gene Ontology annotation, molecular function: protein binding. Lineage: Eukaryota; Fungi; Ascomycota; Eurotiomycetes; Eurotiales; Aspergillaceae. The record is from RefSeq and is a predicted model, not a curated record. Gene Ontology annotation, cellular component: nucleus. The transcript is spliced from 4 exons. Bases 1 to 1848 code for a protein of 615 amino acids.
AUGUCGAAUCCUGGACCGGCCUAUGACCCUCGUCGAGCCACCGUGUAUGCUCGACAACCGGAGGAGCUUCAUAUCCCCUCGGGUGGUGCUCCCCUGCAGCGACAGUCCAUGUCCCAUGAAUUCGCGACCGGUACCGAUAACCAUGUUCCUUCGAUCAAUCUCCAUCCGACGAGUCCUCAACCGAAUCAGUAUGGGGGUGGGAAUAGUGCUAGUGGAGCACUACCAGGGGCAUUGCAGCCAGGAAAUGCCAACCGACCACAUGCCAUGUCUGUGAACACUGCCCCGUCCGGUAUACCCACGCUGCCUCAGUUGUCGACACAGCUCCAGCAGCAGCAGCAGCAGCAACAUCCACAACCCCCAUCCACCCCUCGCUCUGGCAUGUCCAAUUCUCAUGGUCACUCCCGUUCCAGCCCGGCGGGGGUUGAGCAGUCGAAAUACAAGCCACAUGGCGUUUCAGACACUACCCGUUACGGGUCAUCCCCCGGCGCUGGAUUCCCGCCGACCACUCCACAAGGUGCCAAAAUCUCACCUCUUGGUUUAUCUGAUAUCCGCCCGUCGACAGACCUUCUGAGCGACCAUCUCAUGAGCCCAGGGGCGCAGCUUCACAAUGGGGACAACCCGGUGCCGACGAACAGUAACUACAUCGCACCGUGGCCGGUGUAUGCAGUGGAUUGGUGUAAAUGGCCCGUUACAGGAAGCGCUAGCUCAUUCGGGGGCAAAUUGGCUCUGGGAAGCUACCUGGAAGACAAUCAUAAUUAUAUACAAAUCAUUGAUACCCACUUGACCCAGCCUGACCCCGACACGCAAGACGCUGCGGCUGGCGACGUCAAGCUGGAAUAUGUAAAAACUGCGGAAGCCUCGCAUUCGUAUCCUGUUACGCGAAUCCUCUGGGAACCUCCCACGUCCCAAAAGCAAUCAACUGAUCUUCUAGCGACUUCGGGCGACCAUCUACGGCUGUGGUCCCUUCCGGCCACAACCUUGCAUGAGUCCAAUUCCAUUACGCGAGCGGCCAGUCAACGAGAGCCUCCUACUGCAAAGCUUUCCCCCUUGGCGCUAUUGUCAAAUUCGAAGUCUCCCGAGCAUACGGCCCCCAUCACCUCACUUGACUGGAACACAAUCUCACCCAGCCUGAUCAUCACGUCCAGCAUCGACACGACCUGCACCAUCUGGGACAUUCCCACGCUUACGGCCAAGACUCAAUUAAUCGCACACGAUAAGGAAGUGUACGACGUUCGCUUCUGCGCCAGUAGUGUCGACGUCUUUGUCAGCUGUGGCGCCGAUGGCAGCGUGCGCAUGUUCGAUCUCCGCAGUCUGGAACACAGCACGAUCAUCUACGAGCCGACCGACAAGAAUGAGAAGCUGAUCAGCCCCGGCAAUGGCAGCCCCUCAGCCCCAGCCUCUGUAUGGCCUCCACCACUACUCCGAAUUGCCGCAUCCCCACAUGAUGCCCAACUUUUGGCCACCUUCUCCCAGGACUCCAACAUCGUGCGCGUACUGGAUGUCCGACAGCCGGGGCAGGCCCUCCUGGAACUGAAGGGCCAUUCGGCCCCCAUCAAUUCUGUCGAAUGGUCUCCCAACCGCCGUGGUGUUCUUGCUUCCGGUGCAGACGACUGCUUUGUGCUUCUCUGGGACCUGAUCAACCAGCAAAACGCUGCACCCGUUCCUCCCGCCGUGCACAAUCCGGGUGCUCCCUCAAUCACCUCCGAACGCGGCCCCGCGGCUGCAUGGCAAUGUGACUAUGAAGUUUCCAAUAUCACCUGGUCACCUCAAGGCCGCACAUCCAGCGGACACCCACGAGACUGGUUGGGUGUGUGCGGGGGUCGGGGCGUGUGGGGGGUGGCCGUCUGA